This is a messenger RNA of Gadus macrocephalus (Pacific cod), 768 nucleotides long. RefSeq names its product mitochondrial ribosomal protein S12 (gene mrps12). Gene Ontology annotation, cellular component: small ribosomal subunit; ribosome. Gene Ontology annotation, molecular function: structural constituent of ribosome. Gene Ontology annotation, biological process: translation. The coding region runs from base 191 to 661 and encodes 156 amino acids. The transcript has 3 exons. The record is from RefSeq and is a predicted model, not a curated record. Lineage: Eukaryota; Metazoa; Chordata; Actinopteri; Gadiformes; Gadidae.
UAAUCCGCUACUUCUCUCUGACCCAGAAGUACUCUGUGUUUGUGUGUGUGUCUCACAUGACCCUCGCGGAGCAGCAUGUAAAGUCUUCUUCAGAUUCAAAGUAAAUAAGCCCCAUAUCGAUCCGGUUCCUCUGCGUCCUUCAUGUUAGUGUUCGGAGCGGGACGCUGCGGACUCUGAACAGAAAGGACUGAUGGCGUCGUGGAGUCUGAGGCCGAUGCUCUCGUCGUUAUUACAAGCGUCCCGGUCGGCGCCCUCAUGGACCCCCCUGCUGUCCCGGGCCAUGGCCGCCGCCCCCACCUGGACCGCCCCCCUGCUGACCCGGACCAUGGCCACCCUCAACCAGAUGCACCGUAAGGGGAAGCCCUCCCCCCCGCCCAAGACGCUGGGGGCCACGUUCGGCCGGCCGCAGCUGAAGGCGGUCAUCCUGAAGACCAUGAUCCGCAAGCCCAAGAAGCCCAACUCGGCCAACAGGAAGUGCGCCCGCGUGCGUCUGUCCAACGGGAAGGAGGCGGUGGUCUUCAUCCCUGGGGAGGGGCACAACCUCCAGGAGCACAACGUGGUGCUGGUCCAGGGGGGGCGCACCCAGGACCUGCCGGGGGUCAAGCUGACCGUGGUGCGCGGGAAGUACGACUGCGCCCACGUGGUCAAGAAGAAGCAGUAGGGAAGGGCGUGUGGGCGUGUGUGUGUGUGUGUGUGUGCGUGUGUGUGUGAGUGAGGUCGGACAUUGUCACAGAUGUUUUAAUAAAUCUGUCGUGGACGUUGAUUGGA